AAAAUCAAUCCCACAAUCCUCGCUCUCACACCGGCGGUGUAUUCAUUUGAAUGGUGAAACUCUGAAACGCUAGCAAACCUGCACAGAGAGGAGUUAACGCUUCAGUUCAACCAGUUUGUCACGUUUUGGAUUUACACACCCGGGGAGACCUCAAGGCACUUCACAAAAUGAGUCGUGUCCCUUAUUAUGGCAGCUGGUGAGCAUGUCUGGGAUCGGAAAGUCUCUAAGGUCAACUGGAAUGAAUCCAAUGGCUUUUUGUGACCCUGCCAGCACCUUUCUGCUGAAAAGAACAUGAAGCAGGUGGAUAUUAUAAAUAAGGAAGAAUUAGAUAAAGACAGCAGAUUUCAAGUGCACUACGGAGUACACAGUCCCGGCACAGCGAAGCGAUUGUCAUCUUGCAAGAGGAAGGGUUGUCCACUGGUGGAGGUGGGCUUAAAGCUGCACCGCAAGGCAUCAGAUGUAGGCCGUGCCCGUGACCCCGGCAUGGCCAACAAAGAAAAUGAGCUGACGUGCUCCGAUGAUGUGCGGGGCAUUCACUACAAUGACAACUGCGGGCUCCCUGUGAACUCUGCAGAGGCCUCCAAGAUGGCAGGGGCCAGCUCCAAGUACAGCGACUUUACUGAGCUAUCAAAGGACCAUGAGGCUAUGACUCAUGUCCUUUUUGGAAGAAACCUUCGACUAAAAGUGGCCCUAACACUAUGGCGAAGAAAUGCCAGUGAAUUAGUGGCCUACCUAAUAAGAAUUCAAGACACAGGGGUGCUGCUUGACUGCUUACCUGUCUUAACAAACAAUCUUCAAACUGAAGCACCAUGUUUGUCACUUGGCUGCUGCGUUGACCUCAUGCCCCAAGUGAAAGUGAUUCUUGCCAGUAAAUACGAAGAACACAUAAUGGUGGGUUUACACUGGGUUCAAUCCGUCAUCAGGAAAUGGUGGCCAGAACUUUCAAAGAAUGAGAAAAGACUGCGGGACAGUUGUUCAGAGGACAGGAAUAUUGAAGUCAUGAAGCAGCGGCUGAAGGACUUGUGGAAGGACGGAACCCGGUUAUGUUUGGUUCCAGGAUCUACAGGAGAACUGGCAAAGGCCAUAGAGGCUUAUCUAUCACAGCUGCCCUGACAGUUGUCAAUGUAGCACUCUGAGGAUGUGACCACUACUGCCUGGAUCAUGGCUGUGUUUGGAACUGAUAAUGAUGCCAGAGAAUUGGACUGGUUCAUUCUGCCACUUAAACUCAAACCUCUUACUGGGACUGAACUUGAUCAUUCAGACAACUCCCUCAGUGAGAGCUGGAGACUCUUAAGGAGGGCUCUGAGAGCCUUUCUGCAAAAAAGAAAAAAAAAAAAAAAACAGCAAAUGACUGCUUCACAUUGAAGUGGACUGUCUUGUGAAGGGGCAUGUUUAGUGGACCUCCAUGAGACUGGGUGUUAACGUCGCUCUAUGAAGUGCCAAGCUCUUUGUCUCUCACUACACCACUCUUUGCCAUGGAAUGCAAAUGCACUUGUGGAUGUAAUGAAUGCUCCGCUGUUUUGAUGUUUUUUGCACCUGGGUUCUCCGGAUUCAGGAACUUGAAUCUGCAACAGUCUUAAGUUAUUAGAGCUUGUUUUCAUUUUGCCUCCUUAUAUGACAUUUAACUGUAUGAUGUAAAAUGUAAAAAUAAGUGAUUCUUUUAAUCUUCUUUUAAAUAAAUUUGAUAAAAAUCAAAACUUGA
This is a messenger RNA of Lates calcarifer (barramundi perch), 1702 nucleotides long. RefSeq names its product katanin p80 subunit B-like 1 (gene katnbl1). Gene Ontology annotation, cellular component: nucleolus. Lineage: Eukaryota; Metazoa; Chordata; Actinopteri; Centropomidae. The coding region runs from base 292 to 1113 and encodes 273 amino acids. Gene Ontology annotation, molecular function: microtubule binding. The record is from RefSeq and is a predicted model, not a curated record. The transcript is spliced from 10 exons.